UCCAUCAUUGUUGUGAUCUGGGGAACUUUGUGACCAGAAAGUGUCAGCGUUUUAAAUCCCCUGCAGCUGAUCGAAAGUGAAUGUUCACCAGCCUGAGUAAAUAACCAACUCAGUUUCGUGAACUAAGCAUUUACAGAAGCAUUCCAGUAACAGACUUCAGCUCAAGAUGAUAUCUUUUAAAAUAAUUAAACGGUUUGAAGUUGGCUGGAUGAUUUUUUGCAUCCUUGCAUUUGUGAUGCAAUCUGCAAGGUGCUAUAAACCAGUAAUUCUUGUGCAUGGAGUUAAUGCUGAUGGUGGGGCGUUGUCAGAUCUUGAGAAUUACAUAAAGGAAGCAAGCCCUGGUACAAAUGUGACAUCUUUGGAUAUAUAUGACAAUCUCCUUAGUUUUGUACCACUAGAUAAGCAGUUGCCAUACUUCAUAGAGAAAGUAAGGGCAAUUAUGGAACAAGCUCCCGAUGGGGUCCACCUUAUUUGCCAUUCUCAAGGUGGAUUGGUAUGUAGAGGUAUUAUUGAAAUGAUGUCAGAUCAUAAUGUGGACACAGUGAUAACUUUAAGUUCUCCACUGCUUGGCCAGUUUGGCAUACCUCCAUCAUGGGAAAAAUAUUUACCACUACUGCAAAACAAGACACGCGAUGAAGUUACAAAACUUGUUUAUACAACAAUUUUUCAAGAUAUUAUGUCAGUUGCUAACUAUUGGCGUGAUCCUCGUCCUGAAUACUUCAAAGAGUUUGAGGAGAUCUGCAGAUUUUUGCCGCUGUUAGACAACAACCCAAAGGCUGCAAACUAUGACCCUAAAGUUGCUAUGAGUCAGAAGAAAAGCUUCUUGAAAAUUCAGAGAUUUGUUGCCCUCGGAGGGCCAGAUGAUGGUGUUAUCAACCCCUGGCAGUCGAGCAUAUUUGCAUAUCUAGACGAAGAUGCCGAGAACAUUGUACCCAUGGAAAAACAGAUAGCGUAUAUUGAAGAUUGGUUUGGUCUCCGUUCACUUAACGAGAGAGGAGGUGUGAUUCGAUAUCCGGUUCCAGGAAUACAUCACCAGGGAUGGCAUCGAAGCAAGAUUAUUUUCGAGAAGUACGUCAACAAAUGGCUGCGUUAGUUUUGAAUUUGUGCUAUUUGAGAGUGACUUUUAUGUAAACAAUGCGUUUUUUUAAUUUUUUCGAUUAUUGUUGCAGCUUUUGUUAAUUAGAAUUGUAUGAUAAAUUUUAGAAUAUGCACAGUUUUUAAUCACAAGUUAAGAAACAGUAAGAAGGGUACUGAGGAAACAGUGAAAGUCACCCUCUCCCUAAUGUAUCGUUAUACCUAAUGUAUCUCUCACUAAAUGUAUCUUUAUAGAAAAGCAAUUUUUUUAUACCUUUGAACACAGUAAAUUUCGCGCAUGCUCUUUAAACUAAAUCAUUAUUGCGCAUUAUCUUUAAAAUAGAUCAUUAUUGCGCAUGUUAAGCAAAUCAAAGUGAACUGAAGAACCUGAGGGGCUGGUGUCGUAUGAUCACCAUAAAACAUUUCGAGAAAGUCUCAUGCAACAGGUUUUGUGGCAUCCUGAAGUCUGACAAUAUCCAAGAAUAUCUACCCCAUUCAGCAAAACUUUUCUUGUCGAUCUUGCAAACAGCGUGACUAUAUCAAUCAGUCACACGAAUUAUUUAUAAUACCGGCCCUGUUUGUUUCCUCCUUCAUAACUUUUUGCUCAACCUGUAUUGAUUUGCAAAGUCGCACCUUUCAACAUGUUUAAACCAACUGUAAUAAUAUCUGCAUUUGUAAAGAUAAUCCCUUUGUACAGUAGUGAAAUCUGAUUAAAAUUCAAUGUAAUUUUAUCUCAUGUAGAUCUCUUCAUAAACAAUUUGGGAACACCGAUUUUUGUACUUUAAAUUCUCCAGAUGAAACAUCAUUAACAUAACAACUUGUAGAAUCGUAGAAUACUAAAUGUAGAAUCGCUGCGUUAAUGACGUUUUUACACAGAAACUAUUCAAUAAAAACCGCGCAUAAAGUAGCACUUGUAAUAACUUGUAUUUUAGUGAUAUAGAUAUUAUAUUGUAAUUGCUGCGUUCAGAUGUCGAAGAAUUCUGUGCCAAUCGAGCCAUGGGCCACAGGGACAUACGCCUACGCGAAGGCAGUUAUCUAGCAAUUCAAUUUACAAUCGCUGCCAAAAGUCUUGGAACACUAACGUCAGUUUUCAAAGGCAAAUUCAGCCACCCCCCUCUCCUCCAAAGAACAAUGUUGAUUUACUAUAGAAAAAAGGAAGGGAUUAUGGAGAAUGCUUUUUCUUGUGGCUUGUUUGAUAUUUUUCUAUACGUGCAACAUUGUUUUAGGGGGAAAGGGGGACGGAAGUAGUUGUAUUCUGGAAACAAAUGAAAAAUAGAAAAGCAUAGCGCAAAGUGUUGGGUGUUCCAAGUAAUUUUGGCAGUGAUUUUAGUUUGAAAUUUGGCUGAGUAACCGAUCAGACACAGUGAAACCUCUGCGGACGUUGUCUGCGUGCAGAGUCUACGCUCCUUGACAAAGAAGAGACAUUGUGGUAGUAAAAAAUGUAGAGACGAAAUGUUUCCUUUUUUUAGAAGGUGGUCGGUUUCAAUUAAUUGUGGUUUUGCUGUAUAAAAUAAGGAAAUACUUGAACUAACAACGGGCAUGGUUAUAUGGUCAUAACAGACUGCUUUGCUUGAAAUAAGUAAGCAAUGGUUUACAAUACCAAAGGAGCAUUCCAAUAUGACCUUUAGGUUUAUGGAAAGCCAGAAAGUUUUCAACAUCUGAGCGCCUAGCUUCUAUUGCCUUUGUUUGUGCCUUUUGUGUGCUUACCUCUGAGAGAAAGCAUCAAGUAUCAACGUCGAAGCUAUCAUUGUAAAUUGUCGACUCCUAUGAAAUGCUGAAGUAUUUACAAAUCAACGGAAAUGAUACUUUGAUUGUAUUAAA
This is a messenger RNA of Rhopilema esculentum, 2895 nucleotides long. RefSeq names its product lysosomal thioesterase PPT2-B. The record is from RefSeq and is a predicted model, not a curated record. NCBI's taxonomy places the organism in Eukaryota, Metazoa, Cnidaria, Scyphozoa, Rhizostomeae, Rhizostomatidae. Gene Ontology annotation, cellular component: lysosome. Gene Ontology annotation, molecular function: thiolester hydrolase activity.